ACAUUUCAGGCUGAUCAGUGUAGGAUGUGCAUGUUUGCUAUUGAAUAAAGAAGAGAGGUUUGUCUGGAAGCUGCUAACUGGGUCAACAGAGGCUGAACACUGAGGAGACAUGGAAGCUGUGAUUGGACUGUUGCUGAUGCUACUCAGAGUCUCUAAUGGUGUGGAAACAUGUGAUGGCAGACAGGAUGGAGCUCAGUGUUAUGGAGCUUUGGGAGGAACUGUGGUCCUCCAGCUGAUGGACAGCGCCUCAGAAAUAUUUAAAUACCAAUUGUUAAGCAAAACAACAGUAAUACUUGCAGGGAGAAAAACUCAGAUUCUGUUUAAUGUGAUAGAAGACAGAUCCUCAUUUACUCCCAUUAAUGGAACAUUUAGGAUCAACAACCUGAACUGGACUGAUGGUGGUGAAUAUUCUCUAGAAAUCUUUGAUUCAAAUGGAAAGAGAUCAGAGCAGCGGACUCUACAUUUGACCAUUCAAGCUCCUGUGACCUCUGUCCUGCUGGUCCCUGAGUGUCUGUCCCAGGGAGAGAUGAGGGUGUCCUGCUCCUCUGAGGGAGGGGACAGUCCUCAGUACAGCUGGACUCUGGAUGGACACACACUGACAGACGCUCAGCUCCUCUCUGGAAACAAUGAGAGUAACAACAUCACUCUGAAACAAGACGUGUCAGGACAGCUGGUCUGCUCAGUCAGGAAUAAAGUCAGUAGUGUCUCCAAAAAAGAGAAGAUAUCUACCUGUGGCUUCAUAUUCAUUAACUGCACCAUCAAUAUGACACACAUAUCACAGUGGGUGCUGGAAGCCAGUAACACCUGUGUAUUGAACCAACAACAACACCUACCAUGAUCACAGAUACUGCGAGCGUCCCGAGCAGUGAUGUCCCAUGGUACAUUAGCAAUUUGCCAAUAAUUGCCGGCGUACUCUCUGCACUGUUAAUUCUGUUGCUGGUCGGGGUGGCAGUCGCCUGUGCUCACAAGAAACAGGAAAAUAACAGACCAAAAGAAAUAGAAGAUGAACGAGAAUUAACCACUGCUGAUGUCAGGGUUGUGCAGCUGCCUGGGAGACAAAUGCAGCAAAGGGAAGAGGUGGAAACACGUAUGGCCGAGUCAAGAUUUCACAGCGACCUCGGCAGGCCAUUGAACCAACAGGAGAUGAAUGUGUGUAUGCCAAUGUCCGCAAAGGGAAGAGGAUUUAGUGUUCUCUGCACCACUGAAGGCAGGAGGAGGAGGUGUGCCAAGACGCCCGAAGGUCUUUCACCUUAAUUUAAUGUGAUUUCCAAUAGGAAAAAUAAAAAGCCAUCAGCGCUCAUAUUAUUUUAUUCACCUUUACUGUACUUCUGGGUUGUGACUGAGCAUCAAAGUAUAAGCUCCAGCAUUUGAAUCACAGUGUGGCUAGUUUUUAUAGAGUAGACCAUUCAAUGUUUUCUUUAGAAUGUAUUUUACCACAAUUCCAAUGUCUCUUAUCUUUAGAUUAUGUUGUUCCUCAUUUUCAUUUUUGUCUAAUUUAUGAGCAUAUUUACUUUUAUUUCAUUGUUAAAACUAUGUGAACUUGUAAUGAGGUAUGGUAGCUUUUUUCAUUUAAGGACCAUAGCAAAACUGAAAUCCAUUCUCUCUGUAAAGGACUUGGAGACUGUCUUGCAUGCUCUUAUAUCCUCUUGAAUUGAUUACUGCAAUUCCUUGUACUCUGGCAUCUGUCGCUCAUCUUUAUCACGCUUGCAGAUUGUUCAAAAUGCAGCUGCUAGAUUGUUAACUGGUACAAGGAAGAGGGACCAUAUUUCCCCAAUAUUGGCUGCUCUUCACUGGUUACCAAUAAAAUAUAGAGUCGAUUUUAAGGUGCUCUUGUUUUUAUUUAUCUAUUUUUUAUUUAACUGUGUUGUUUUCUAUCUUAUUGCUGUAUGUAAUUAAUUGUUUGGCCUGUUUUAAUUUAUCUGGCUUUAAUUUCUAUGUCUUCUACUGUAUCACUUGUCCAGCACUUUGGUCAACUCUGGUUGUUUUUAAAUGUGCUUUAUAAAUAAACUUGACUUAACUAAUGAUGACAA
This is a messenger RNA of Micropterus salmoides (largemouth bass), 2030 nucleotides long. Its product is annotated as T-cell surface antigen CD2-like. The record is from RefSeq and is a predicted model, not a curated record. Lineage: Eukaryota; Metazoa; Chordata; Actinopteri; Centrarchiformes; Centrarchidae. Bases 110 to 838 code for a protein of 242 amino acids. The transcript has 6 exons.